Messenger RNA from Carya illinoinensis, 1233 nucleotides. Its product is annotated as 28 kDa ribonucleoprotein, chloroplastic-like. The record is from RefSeq and is a predicted model, not a curated record. Bases 167 to 1030 code for a protein of 287 amino acids. Lineage: Eukaryota; Viridiplantae; Streptophyta; Magnoliopsida; Fagales; Juglandaceae. The transcript is spliced from 4 exons. Gene Ontology annotation, cellular component: cytosol. Gene Ontology annotation, molecular function: mRNA binding.
UCACUGGACACAAUCUUCCCACGUCAGCUUAGAUAGCUUGCGGAGCUUUACACACUCACCAUUCCUCACUCUUUUUCUCGCACAUAACCAAACUUUCCGCUCCUCCAACCACCAUAAUAUAAGAAAACCACCGCCACCACUACCAAUAGAAUCGAGUUCCUGAGCCAUGGCAGCCACUGCAGCCGCGGCUGUUGGCUCAUCUUUCUCUUCAUCCAUCCACACCCUCAAAUAUUGUAUCCGCUCUAAGCACUGCCCAUCCGACGUCCCUCUCCUUAGGAUUUCAUCAACCCGCAUGUUAGCAUCGACAUCUCUUUCUUCCAGGAUCGAACAGCUUUCACUUAAUGCCAUCUCCAGCAAGUGGCGGCUCCUGAGGAUAUCCGCUGCUGUUGCCCAGGAAGAGGUGGCAGUAACGGCUGAGUUGGACGCGGCGACAUUGGUUGAGGAUCAUCAAGAAGAUAAGGGAGGAGAGGAAGUACUGUUGGAUGAAGAGGCCGAGAGUGUCGUGAACACUAAGCUUUACUUCGGGAAUCUACCUUACAGCGUGGACAGUGCUCAGCUUGCUGGCAUAAUUCAGGACUUUCGAAGCCCAGAGCUGAUUGAGGUGCUCUAUGAUAGGGACUCUGGGAGAAGCAGAGGUUUUGCAUUUGUGACAAUGAGCAGUAUUGAAGACUGUAACUUAGUUAUUCAAAAUCUGGAUGGAAAGGAAUAUAUGGGCCGGACCUUGAGGGUGAACUUCUCAGACAAACCUAAACCUAAAGAUCCUCUAUAUCCAGAAACUGAACACAAGCUUUUCGUUGGGAAUUUAUCCUGGUCAGUCACGUCUGAGAGUUUGACACAAGCAUUUCAGGAGUAUGGAAAUGUGGUUGGUGCUAGGGUUCUGUACGAUGGGGAGACAGGCAGGUCACGUGGUUAUGGUUUUGUGUGCUACUCCACAAAAGCAGAGAUGGAAACUGCCCUUGAAUCUCUUAACGGAGUGGAACUAGAAGGGCGCGCAAUGCGUGUAAGCCUGGCUCAAGGAAAACGAUCAUAACAUGAACAGCAGGGGAUAAAUAUAAGGCGGGGUUAACGAUCAAACUUCCCCAAGUCAGUGGCUCUUAAGCAACAAAAAGGAUAUGCCAUUUGGCUAUCAGAAACUGUCAUUGUGAAAAUUGAAUGAUUGUCUUUGCUAAUGCUAAUCGUGAUUUUGUUUUCUGUAGCUAAUAACAAACACUAAGAAAUCUCAUUAUGAACGAA